GCACUGGCCAGAUGGUCGUCAGUCCCAGCGCGCGCUGACCAUCGCUGCCAUGUACACCAUUUUCGAAUUAUAUCGGCCAUGCUAGGCCAGCGCCAUGACGUCGCCCGCCACGAGCGCAACUCGCGCGCCAGCAUUGCGAGCAGUCUGGGCAAGCCCGAGUUCGACUACAUCGAGGCCAAGACGCCGACGGCCAUGGAGACGGGCGGGCUCCGCGCCGGCGACGCGCCCGUGUACACGUCGCCCGAGAUCCUCGCGCUCCUCUUCCAGUACGCGGCCAUUGGCGUCGUCUACGGCGGCAUCUCUGGGAUGCAGUACCCGAUCCUUACCGCGUACUUCAACCUCGAAGGCAACAUCCUCAACUCGGCGACGGCGCUCAUGAGCCUCGGGUGGUCGCUCAAGGUCUUCUUCGGCAUGCUCACCGACUGCGUGCCCAUCUGCGGCUACCACCGCAAGCCAUACAUCCUCAUCGGCUGGACCCUCACGGCGAUACUGCUGCUCAUCGUGGCGCUCAAGCCCGCGGGCGAGCCGGCGCCGGAUCCUCAUGCGACCGCCAACGGGUCGGUGCUCGCACUGCUCUGCGCGGUCGCGUGCUUUUGCUACAUCAUGGCCGACGUCGCGCAGGACGCACUCCUCGUCGCGUACUCGCAGCGUGAGCCGGUGGCCCGUCGUGGUCGGCUCCAGGCGCUGAUUUACUCGGUGCGGGCGCUGGCGAUGCCCGGCAUGUCAGCAGUCUCCGGCUUCUGCCUCAACUCGACGCGCAUGACCGGCACAUACGACUGGGACAUUGGCGUCAACGGGUACUUCUGGAUCUUGGCGGCCACUUCGAUCCUCAACGUCCCGGUGGUCUGGUUUUGGCUCAAAGAUGUUCAGUCGACGACGCGGGUGUCGGUCUCGAGCUACUUGGCGCGGUUUUGGACGCUCGCGCAAAAGCGCGUCGUGUGGCAGGUCAUGCUCUACAUCUUCUUCUUCGCCUUCUUCACCUCGUACAUCUCGACGACCGCGGCGCCGUACGUGGCGCUCUACUGGGCCAAGGUCGAGAACCUCAACUCGUCGCUCAUGGGCAUUCUUGGCAGCGUCCUCUACGCUGGGAUUAUCGCAGCCACGGGCAAGUACGGCACGCGCUGGAACUGGCGCUACAUGCUCGUCCUCACGACGCUAACAGCCAACGCGAUUGACGCUGUCGUAGCGUUCUGCACCAUCUACAAUGUGGUCCGCAACCAGUGGUUCUUCCUCGGCGUGCCACUCACGGAGCAGCUGCCCUUAGCCGUCAACUUUGUCGUCGGGUCCUUUGUCAUUGUCGAGUUGGCCGAAGAAGGCAGCGAAGGCGUGCUCUACGGCCUCCUCACCACCAUCCACAACCUCCCGGGCGUCUUUGGCCCGAUGAUCACCAACGUGGUUGACGCCAACUUCAGCGUCAGCAGCCGCGCGAUCAAGAAGGACCUCCCCGAGACCCGAAACGAGGUCGCGUGGACGUAUGCCAUUGCGUAUGCGUCCACUGUCAUUGGCUGUCUCUGGGUCGUCCUGCUGCCGAGUCAAAAGGAAGCGGUCUUAGAGCUCAAGAAGCACGGCGGGAGCUACCCGACCGUCGCCGGAUGCAUCUUUUACGCCUUCUUCGUCAUCCUCGCCACGUCCAUCACGGGGACGAUGACGUCGAUGUUUGACUCGACCAACUGCCUCAAGCUUGCCGGUGGGCACGGCUGUCCGGAAGAGACGUCGCAGCUCUACUUGCUCGGCAUCUUCAUCCCUGCCGGUCUCGCAUUGCUUGGUAUUCUGUACUUCAAAUUUCGACUCGGAUCGGAAUGAAAAAUGGUGUCAUCUUUUUGUGCAACAG
Saprolegnia diclina VS20 is the source of this 1831-nucleotide messenger RNA. RefSeq lists its product as hypothetical. The transcript has a single exon. The record is from RefSeq and is a predicted model, not a curated record. Bases 79 to 1803 code for a protein of 574 amino acids. NCBI's taxonomy places the organism in Eukaryota, Oomycota, Saprolegniomycetes, Saprolegniales, Saprolegniaceae.